Messenger RNA from Bipolaris victoriae FI3, 207 nucleotides. RefSeq lists its product as hypothetical. The transcript has a single exon. The annotation marks the transcript as partial. Lineage: Eukaryota; Fungi; Ascomycota; Dothideomycetes; Pleosporales; Pleosporaceae. The record is from RefSeq and is a predicted model, not a curated record.
CCCGGCGACCCUGCAGCGCCCAUCUCAUCUGGAAUCGCUUUGCCCACAUGGCAGAUGCUGCAAACAAGUAAGCAAGCAAUGGGUGCUGUAAGUUUAAAAAUUGGCAGAGGCUUGACUGCGCACCUUGCACGCGGGAACGUGACGGGUGACGUCAUCAGAGUAUUCGACGCAGGGACCAGUAAUCCUACACGCCGAAGCCUAUCGUAA